Messenger RNA from Benincasa hispida (wax gourd), 1485 nucleotides. RefSeq lists its product as uncharacterized. Gene Ontology annotation, cellular component: eukaryotic translation initiation factor 3 complex; cytoplasm. Lineage: Eukaryota; Viridiplantae; Streptophyta; Magnoliopsida; Cucurbitales; Cucurbitaceae. Gene Ontology annotation, biological process: cytoplasmic translational initiation. Gene Ontology annotation, molecular function: translation initiation factor activity. The record is from RefSeq and is a predicted model, not a curated record.
AUGGCCACUGUCGUUCAAACCUCCGAGGAAGAUGCGGCGCUCACCGUCGUCCGUUUUGCCUCUGAGCUUGCUUGGGCCGACGCCGGUCCCGAGACUGCUGAGCCACAAGUUAAUAGACUCUGCGUUGAAGCCCAAGAAUGUAUGGUUAUGGGAAGAUGGUUGGAUUUGGCAUCUCUAAUGCUUACAUCUGCUGACUUGAUAUUUUCAAAAGUGUCUGAAAAAGAUCUCGAGUGUGUGUUCACCAUUAUCUGUAAUCUUGUCACAAAAUCUGGAAGUCCAGAUGAAUCACUUGAAAUGGCAAAGCUUAUAUCUGCUAAGAUCAGCCAACAACCAAAUGACAAACCUGCACUGCGUUUAAAGAUCUUGUUCAAUCUGUACAACCUGCUUGAGAACCACCCAUAUAGCCGGUUCCAUGUUUACAUGAAGGCCUUGGAUUUAGCUUUUAAGGGGAAGGCCCCGGAACAUAUACUUCCAUCAUUGAAAAAGAUCGAGAGUUUCUUGAGAGAGUGGAAUAUUGGGAUUGUAGAGCAGAGAGAGCUUUUCCUCGCCAUUGCUAAUGUUUUGAAAGAAAGUAAGAGUUCUGCAAAUGAUUAUUUCAAGUUCCUUACCAAAUAUUUGGUCACUUUCUCGGGUGAAGAUGCACAUACCUUGAAUGAAGCAAAGGAAGAAGCUGUUCAUGCAAUUGUUGAAUUUGUGAAGGCACCUAACAUGUUUAAGUGUGAUUUGUUAGACAUGCCUGCUGUAGGACAACUGGAGAAGGAUGCCAAAUAUUCAUUGGUUUAUCAGCUUCUGAAGAUUUUUUUGACUCAGAGAUUGGAUACUUAUUUGGAAUUUCAAGCUGCAAAUUCUACUCUAUUGAAAAGCUAUGGUCUCGUCCAUGAAGAUUGCAUCGCGAAGAUGAGGUUAUUGUCAUUGCUGGAUCUUGGCUCAAAUGAAUCUGCCCGCAUUCCAUAUGCUCUCAUUAAGGACACACUUAGGAUCAAUGAUGAUGAGGUGGAACUGUGGGUCGUGAAGGCCAUUACUUCCAAAUUGAUGGACUGCAAAAUGGACCAGAUGAAUGAAGUUGUGAUUGUAAGCCGCUGUACUGACCGUGUAUUUGGGCAGCAUCAGUGGGAAACACUUAGGACAAAGCUAGCCACAUGGAGGGGGAAUAUUGCGAAUGUCAUUGGCACCAUUCGAGCAAACAAAAUAGUCGAAGAUGGAUCACAGGCUAUGCAAGGUUUGGCAAUUCGUUGAAGAGUGGAUUUUUGUUGAUCUGUAAGUUAAGUCUCACCUACCUUUCUGGAUAAAAUUCUAGGAUGUCUCAUGUUCUACUCAAUCCUCUAAAUUUGUUCAAAUUUUGACAUGGGGAACCACAUUCGAAUUGGAGUAGUUGGUUAUAUUAAUGGAUUGUUGUACCAUCGUCUACACUCCUAGGCCUUUGAAUCGGCUCUCUGAUCUUUAUUUCUUUGAGUAGUGCUAUUUUUUUUUACCCUUUAGAUUCAA